This is a messenger RNA of Equus quagga, 12099 nucleotides long. It is a transcript of the gene TRIM66, whose product is annotated as tripartite motif containing 66. NCBI's taxonomy places the organism in Eukaryota, Metazoa, Chordata, Mammalia, Perissodactyla, Equidae. The coding region runs from base 2705 to 6820 and encodes 1371 amino acids. The record is from RefSeq and is a predicted model, not a curated record. Gene Ontology annotation, molecular function: protein binding; zinc ion binding. The transcript has 22 exons.
CGUCAGUGUGGAAUCGCGGUGGCGGUGGUGGAAGGGAGGCCUUUUCGGUGUAGCGCACCGUGCUCUCAGGCUCGGAGGCUGAGAGUUGUCGUGGGAUCCGGGGCUUGGGGAGCCACGGCGCAGGUCGGUCGGGGCUUUUUCUUGGCGCCUUGGCCCAGGAAGCCGCCUAGACCGCCGGCUCUCAGCUCCUCACCGAACGCCCCAGCCCCAAGCGGUCCCGCGCCCCCGCCUCAGUUGCUGGCGGUCUGCUCGUCCCCGGGGGUAGCGGUUGCUUGCUUGUCCCCCGGCCGCAGUGAGGAGCCACGAGGCAGUUACUUAGUGUGCCUCCCCUUUGAAGUCCUACCCAGAUGCCUCCCACCCAGCGGACCCGCGCUCCUGAGCGGCCGCUCGGCCUUCCUUUCUCCCUUGGCUUGUGCUGUCGUCCUGGGCGUCCUCAGUUUGAACUUUAUGCCAUACUUUUGGGACCUAUGCGUCUGGUUGCUUUACGGCCCUUUUUAUCCAGACUGUACGUUUUCUAACCGCUGCGUUUUGAUUUUCACUUUAACUUGUUCGGUAUUCCCAUGACCCCUCCUCUCCUGGACCCAAUACAAGUGUCUCUUUUGUGAAACUACUCUGAUCCAUUCAGUGAUCGUUGCUCACUUCCCCGACUUGUGCCUCCACAAAAUCUAGCUCAUAGCUCUUAAAUAAUUGUUGAUCCUCAUUUGUCUUCCCUACUGGACCAAAUUCCUUAAGGGCUCGAGGAUUGUUUUCUUUUACCCAUGCCCUCCCAUUUCCUGGCCUGUAGUACACGUCCAACAGAGGAUUGUUAAGUGAAUGAAUGCACCCACCCUCACUUCACUAAUAGUGGAAGAGGCAUCCCUCCUGACUUAAGUCCCAACCAGUGUUCGCUGUUUGAACCAGUGUUUAAGAUCCCGUUCCCUCAGUUGCUCUGUGCGUGUGUGUAUUCGUUUUUUUCUCUUCCUCAGUCCUUUCUAUUCCCUAGCUUAAAUAUAUUUUAGCUAAAAUGUCCUAAAUUCUCCCUCACUGUCUCUAUUUACUACCCAUUUGCUCACUUCCCAUUCAUUGUUUAAUCCAUUGCAAUCUAGCUCUCGGUCCCACUGUUUCAAUGAAAUUGCUCUUACCAAGGUCAUCAGUUAACCAAAAACCAAACUGAAUGGACUCUUCCUAUUCCUCAUACCACUUCUCUCUGUUGUACUUUAUCCCUUUGACUUCUUUUUCUAGAGAAACUCUUGCCUUCCUCUUAUCUUUCUGGCUACUUCUCGGUCUUCUUUUCAGGUUCUUCUAACUUUGUCUACCAUUUAAGUGUUGAUGUUCUUCAGCCUCCUCUCCUUGCCCCCUUAACUUUUCACAGUACAUAAUCCUCUUGGGUGAACUCAUCCUGGGUGGCUUCAAUUCACAUCUCUAUUGCUGAGCUCCACGCUCAUGUAUUUGCUUAAUUUCUGGUUAAUAUCCUUCGCACAUUCUACAGACAAACUAGACAAAAAUAUCCAAAGACUGCAGUCUUCUCUGCUCUUUGGUGCAUUCUCCUUUAUUCCAUAUCUUGGUGAGUGUCACCCUUGUCCACCUAGAUAGUGAUGUCAGGGAGACCUGAAAAUUGUCUCCAAGCCUUCUUUUCCUCUGAUAUACUGUCACCAUAUCCUUUUGUUUGCUCUCUCUCUCAAAUCUACUUCUUUUUACUUUUUAAAUUAUUUUAUUGAGGUCUUAUUGGCUUGUAACAUUGUGUGAAUUUCAGGUGUACGUUAUUAUUUAUCAAUUUCUGUAUAGACUAUGUCGUCGUCACCACCAAUAGUCUAGUUUUAUCCAUCAUCCACUGCCUUCAUUAAGGCCCUCAUCAUGUCUCUUAUCUCAGGUUCAACACCCUCCAGUGAUCACCCUGCUUGCAUUAGAAUGCAUGAGGUUAGAACCCCCCUCCAAUCCCUCCAUCCUUUACAUCUCUGCCAGGUUAAUCUACCCAAAACAUGACUUUCAUCCUUUCACUUGCCUCAUCAAAAAGUUCAGUAGUUCCCCGUUACCAAAGGAAUAUAGCCCACUUGCUUUUCUGACCUUACCUCAGCUUUUCCCCACGCAAGUUUUCUGUUGCAGCCAAGGGUACCUUCCUUCUGCCUUUUUGCCUGUGCUCAUGCCAUUUUCUCAUGCCUUUUGUGCCCUUCCUCUUGCUAACCAGAUAUCCUAAAUCUUCAACUUUUAAGGCUCAUCUUUUAUUCUGCUUCUUCCCAGAACACUCCAGUCCACAGUGAUAAUAGCCAAAUACACCUUGCAGUUUAUAAAAUGCAUCUGUUUGAGAAGUCAACGCUACCAGCCCCAUUUUAUGCAUGAGAAAAUCGAGGCACAAAAAUUUGAGUGACUUGCCAGAGGCUACAGUGCUGCAAAGAUAGAGAGCCUGGGCCUAGCCUUUAGUUUUCGCUCUCCAGAUCCCCUGGUUUUACCUCAGUGACUGUUCUCUCUCUGACCUCACUGCAUUGUGGUCUUCAUCACUCCUUCAAUCCUUAAUCACAUACUGCCUGUGACCAGAAGAAAGAGGGUGCUUGAGAGCCGGGGGCAAGGUCUAAGAUCAUCCUUUAUUUGACAUCAAAGCUGGCCAGUAACUGCACAAAGGAUGAGCUGAGCCACCUGGAAGCUACGCUUGGGAAGGUGGUCUGUGAAUGAAGCUCUUGUCUACAUGGAGAAAUAGCUGUCUGCAAAGGGAGUGGAGCUUGCUCGCUCUAUGCGCUGCUUCACGCCUGAGGAUGUCAGUGGAAAAGUCUCCGUCCUGGGCAUGGGCACGGGCACGGGCACGGAUAUGGGCGUGAGCUUUAUGGGGCUGCCGCUAGUUGACCAGAAACACAGGAGUGGACACAUGGAAGCCGUGGUACUGACCUGCUCAUUGUGCCGACAGAACCUGCAAGAUGUGGGUACCUGGCUCCUCCCCUGCCAGCAUUUGCUCUGUAAGGACUGCUUCCAGGGCUUGAUCCAGGAGGUAGGGCGGGAUGCCAAGGCUCCUGGGACUGUCCCAGAUGAGUUCAUCUCCUGUCCUGGGUGUAAGCAAGUGUACCUUACCAAGGAUGUAACUGAACAUUUUCUUCUGCAGUGCUUUUCUACUGGGCAACACAAGAUGGCCAGGAACUGCUCUGAGUGCAAGGAGAAGAGGGCAGCACACAUCCUCUGUACCUACUGCAACCGCUGGCUGUGCAGCUCCUGCACAGAGGAGCAUCGGCAUGGUCCUGCCCCUGGGGGCCCGCUCUUUCCCCGGGCCCAGAAGGGAUCUCCAGGAGUGAAUGGUGGUUCUGGGGACUUCGCCUUGUACUGUCCUCUGCACACACAGGAAGUGCUCAAGCUGUUCUGCGAGACCUGUGACGUGCUCACAUGCCAUAGCUGCCUCAUGGUGGAACACAAAGAACACAGGUGCAGACAUCUUGAUGAAGUUUUGCAAAACCAGAGGAUGCUUCUGGAAGGUGUGACUACACAGGUGGCUCAUAAGAAAUCCAGUCUACAGACAUCUGCAAAGCAAAUUGAGGACAGGAUUUUUGAAGUGAAGCAUCAGCACAGGAAGGUGGAAAACCAGAUCAAAAUGGCCAAGAUGGUUCUGAUGAAUGAGCUGAACAAACAGGCCAAUGGGCUCAUAGAGGAGUUGGAGGGCAUUACUAAUGAGAGAAAGCGGAAGCUGGAGCAGCAGUUACAGAGCAUCAUGGUCCUCAACCGUCAGUUUGAGCAUGUGCAGAAUUUCAUCAAUUGGGCUGUCUGCAGCAAAACCAGCGUCCCUUUCCUUUUCAGCAAAGAGCUGAUUGUGUUUCAGAUGCAGCGAUUGCUGGAGACAAAUUGUAACACAGAUCCUGGCUCCCCUUGGAGUAUCAGAUUCACCUGGGAGCCUAACUUCUGGACCAAGCAGCUGGCUUCGCUUGGCUGUAUAACUACUGAAGGUGGACAACUGUCCCAGGCAGAUGCCCCUGCUUAUGGAGGCUUACAGGGACCAUCAUCCUUUUAUCAAAGCCAUCAGUCCCCAGUGGCUCAGCAAGAGAGUCGUAGCCACCCCUCUCAUAAGUUCCAGUCUCCAGCACUGUGUUCCUCAUCUGUGUGCUGCUCCCACUGCUCCCCAGUCUCGCCCUCCCUCAAAGGCCAGGUCCCUCCACCCAGCAUACACCCAGCCCACAGCUUUAGGCAGCCCUCUGAGAUGGUGCCCCAACAACUGGGAUCACUGCAGUGUUCCACCCUGAUGCCCAGAGAGAAAGAGCUGCCUUGCACUCCUCAUCCACCAAAGCUGCUGCAGCCCUGGCUGGAUACCCAGCCCCGCGGGGAGCAGGAGAGCACAUCCCAGCGGCUGGGGCAGCAGCUGGCUUCCCAGCCGGUGUGCAUCGUCCCUCCCCAGGAUGUUCAGCAAGGAGCCCAUGCCCAGCCCACCUUACAGACACCCUCUAUCCAAGUUCAGUUUGGCCACCACCAGAAGCUAAAGCUCAGCCACUUUCAGCAGCAGCCGCAGCAGCAGUUGCCACCUCCGCCACCUCUGCCACCUCCACCCCAGCAGCAGCCACCCCCACCUCUACCUCCAUCCCAACAUCUGGCUUCUAGUCAACGUGAGAGCCCUCCUGGGUCUACCUGUUCCCAGAACGUGGACAUAAUGCACCACAAGUUUGAGCUGGAGGAAAUGCAGAAGGACCUGGAGCUUCUCCUUCAGGCUCAACAGCCCAGCCUGCAACUGAGUCAGACCAAAUCGCCUCAGCAUCUUCAGCAAACAAUUGUGGGCCAGAUCAACUACAUUGUGAGGCAGCCAGCACCUGUCCAGUCCCAGAGUCAGGAGGACACUGUGCAGGCUACAGAUGAGCCGUCAGCAUCUGAAGGCCCAAAGCCAGCUCUCCCUCUUGACAAGAAUACUGCUGCUGCCUUGCCUCAGGCAUCUGGGGAAGAAACCCCUCACAGUGUCCCCCAACUGGACAGCACCAUCCAGCACUCCUCUCCAAAUGUGGUGAGAAAGCACUCCACUUCGGUGAGCAUCAUGGGCUUUUCCAACAGUCUGGAGAUGGAGCUGUCAUCUACCAGGCUGGCGAGGACCAUAGAGCCACAAAUCCAGAGUGUGAGCAGCCUGACAGCUGGUCCCCACCGGGCAGUACCAAGCCUCCUGCGUGGCCCCCCUACAACCAUGUCUGGCCUGACAAGCAGUCAAAAUCAGGCUAUGCCCAGCCUGACAGCCAGUCACCUGCAGACCAUGCCCAGUCUUGUGUGUGGCACACCCCAGUCCUCGACCAACCUGAUGAAUGAUUCCUCCCAGGCCAUCACAAGCCUGGCAAGUGAUCACUCUCAGGCUAGGCCCAUCCUGAUCUCUGGUCCCACACAACCUGUGCCGAGUCUGGCAACUUGUCCUCUGCAGAGCAUGCCUCUGGCUUCUGAUAUGCAGCCGGAAAGUAGAUCCAGCUACAGUCCUGGCUCUGGCCGAGCUGCAGGGAUCCUGUGCCCUGGGGAUGGGGCUGAUGCCUCGCUGGGGAAUUCCCUGUGUAAGAUGGAAAGUGAAGAUUCUGCCCGCUUCACUGACUCUCUGGGACAAGGCCCCAUAGUCCCUGGUCUGGAUGCUUCCAAGGACCUGGCUAUCCCCUCAGAACUGGAGGAGCCAAUUAACCUCUCUGUGAAGAAACCUCCAUUGGUCCCAGUGGUCAACACAUCCGCGGCUCUGCAACAGUACCAGAACCCAAAAGAGUGUGAGAAUUUUAAACCAGGCGCCCUAGAGCUGGACACAAAAGAGAACCAGAGUGUCAGACCCUUCAACAGUGAACCCAAGAUUCCUUAUGUGCGCCUGGAGCGGCUCAAGAUCUGUGCUGCCUCCUCAGGAGAGAUGCCUGUGUUCAAGUUGAAGCCACCGAAGAAUGAUCAGGAUGGGAGCUUACUGCUGAUCAUCGAGUGUGGUGCUGAGUCCUCCAGCAUGUCCAUUAAGGUCAGCCAGGACAACCUGCCUGAUGCCAUCCAGGCCCCAAGUCUGGGGGGAAGAAAGGUCACUGUCACUUCUCUGGCUGGGCAGCGGCCACCAGAGGUGGAGAGUGCAUGUCCUGAAGAACAAAGACUCAUUCCUCGAACCCCUGGAGCCAAGAAGGGGCCCCCAGUACCGAUAGAGAAUGAGGACUUCUGUGCUGUGUGCCUCAAUGGGGGAGAGUUGCUGUGCUGUGACCGCUGCCCCAAAGUGUACCACCUUUCCUGCCACUUGCCAGCCCUGCUCAGCUUCCCAGGGGGAGAUUGGGCGUGCACCUUGUGCCGCAGCCUGACCCAGCCCGAGAUAGAGUACGACUGCGAAAAUGCACGCUAUAACCAGCCUGGAGUGCGGGCCCCUCCAGGCCUGAGUGUACAUGACCAGAAGAAGUGCGAGAAGCUGGUACUGUCCUUGUGCUGCAAUAGCCUCAGCCUGCCCUUCCACGAACCUGUCAGCCCACUGGCCCGGCAUUACUACCAGAUUAUCAAGAGGCCUAUGGACCUGUCAAUCAUCCGGAGGAAGCUGCAAAAGAAGGACCCAGCUCACUACACCACCCCAGAAGAGGUGGUGUCAGACGUGCGCCUCAUGUUCUGGAACUGUGCUAAGUUCAAUUAUCCCGACUCGGAGGUUGCAGAGGCUGGCCGCUGCCUGGAAGUGUUCUUUGAGGGCUGGCUGAAGGAGAUCUACCCGGAGAAACAGUUUGCCCAGCCAAGGCAGGAGGACUCAGAUUCCGAGGAGAUGUCUAGCGAGAGUGGGUAUUCCACUCCCCAGGGCUUCCUGUGGCCCCCCUAUGUGCAGGAGGGCAUCCAACCCAAGAGGCGGCGGCGACACAUGGAGAAUGAAAAAGUAAAAAGAACAUCGUUCCGCAUGGCCAACAGCAUCUCCCAGGUGUGAGAGCUGGAAGGGACCGAGCACCCUGGCAGCCAGUGUCCCAUCCUGUGACCACUCCUCCCCACCUUUCAGCUCAUUCUCUUCAGACCGUGGGUGUGAGACGAGUCUUGUUGAGCUGUGUAGUGCUCUUCUUUGCCGUUUGCAUCUCACAGCAUUUAUUUGGGAGCCAUAGUGCGUCCACUUCAGAGAAGAUUUCAGUAAUAAAGAGCGAAGAGGGAAGUCUGCCCUAUUACUGGAAUAAUCAGAUGUGUAGGGGCCACUUGACAAGACCAAACCUAGUCAGGCUCAGGCGGACCUAACUUCCUCGGUGAAUUCUUUCUGCUGAGGAAAGCAGACUUUCUCACCUUCCGGUGUACAGGGCUCAGGAACAAUGUAUGUAUCUGAACUCCUCCAGGGCCCCGAAGGAGGUAAAAGGGAGAGAGGUUCUGACAUAUGGCAGGCCUGUGAUCCCUGGCCCAGCACAGCCAAAGACUGUCACUGUUUGCCUUUGCUUGGCCUGCCAGGACAGAGGCACCUGCCCUGGGCAAGGGUAAGGGAGGCUUCUAGAGGCCAUAGGUCUUGAUUGGUGCCUAUUUGGGUUCUAACGAGGAUUGGUGCCUAUUUGGGUUCUAACGGUUUUCAGGGUAUUUGUUUUCCAUGCCUCCUUUCCUGUGUUGACUUAGGUGGCUGCUGUGAAAGUGCUCUGGAUGGCAUGGCAUUCUUGACUGGGCUGGGUGGCAGUGCAGAGACCACUGACUCCGAUUUCACUUGCAGGCGUACGAAGAUGUCACCUUCAGAGCCUACCCUCUGUGCCACUUACUUUGGGCUGAUAGCUCUUCUUUGGUGUGAGAACCUGCCCUCCUAGAAGUGAUUGUUGGUAACCAUCCCUUCAUUAUCUCCAUUCAGAGAUCUGGAUCUUGAGUUCUUGGGAAAACUGUGAGGCAGCUGCUGCUGCUUCAGCGAGGCAGGGAGAAUGACCCACAACCAGCUCAGUCUGCUGGGCCUCUCCUCCUGCUUAGAGGCCCUAGUUCUCACCCUCUCUACGUUCACAGAGCCCAGGAUCAGAAGUGAGGCCUCUGGCUGGCCUGCCCCACGGCUGCCCACAGCCCAGAAAAGGUCAAGACUCUAUAGGUAGCCCUUUUUGUUGGAGGUUGGAGAAGGCCAGAGGGACUGACAGGAGUCAGACCUAAGCAUUUGUAGAGGAAGUUCUGUCUAGGGAGGAGAAAGGGAAACCUGAGAGGUGAGAAGCCAGUGUCCUUUGGUGACCUUGAAGGAACUUCAGGACUUUACUUUUCCCAGAAUGCAGAGAAAAGUGUUUUGGAAGCCAUGGGAACAGGAGCGGAGCUCCAGUCUGCAUCUCGGAUGGAUCUUCAUGGUCCAAGCAGGGUGUUUGGGAGGAAGCUGCAUAGGCAGAUGCUGAGAGUCAGGCCACCUCACCAGCAAAGGCUUGGUUGAGAAGGAACCUAUUGCUGAUAUGUGGGGGAACUGCAUUCCUGGCAUUUCAGUGGCCUGGAGACACGGCUCUCCCUGGUCCUGUCAUGGCUUGGCUAAUUUCAAGGGAGUCAGACCAUGGCUUUAUUUUUGCUGUGAGAUGCAAUUCAAGGAAUUCUUGUUUGUCAGGCCUUUGUUAAUGGGAACAUUUUGAUCAGAGAAAACAUGUCUUCUCUCCGUGUGAGUUGAUGGUACUGUUCAUUUCCUUCUCCACUGAGGCUGGGAGAUCAUCUUCCUUCAAAACAGACCGUGCCCACUGACUUGCCAUUCUUUCACCAGCACUUGCCAAGCUUUCCUAAGCAGGUGGGCAUCCAUAAUCCUGUUUUCUAGUUUGGGGUAACUAAGUCUUUGAUACUCUGGUAGCCACACAAUGUUUGAACUUAGCCCUCUGCUCUUUGGGGCUCAUAGGAUUUUCCGGUUUGGGCUCUGGCCACUUCCUUUUCAAUUUUCGAAUCUUUCUCUCUGGUUAGUUGGCUUGGCAAGGUUCUCUCUGUAAUUACCUCAUUAAUUCCUGCUCUUGGUCGUCUUUCCUUCGUGUGGCCCACAUUCCCACCUCACCUGAGUGAGCUUCAUGGUGCUUUUUGUUGGGCAGCCAGGUGAGGGUUGUGACAGGCUCAAACCUGUUUGAGAUUCUUCCCCAGGACCAGUUGGAGACAACGAAUAUGAAGCAGAAAGGCCUGGUUAAAUGCUUGGCUUCCCGCCUGUCAAUGAAGCUUCCAGCUUGGAUGUAGCCUACUGGGCCAGAGGACCUUAGGAAUGUGUUAGCGAGUCACAUAUUCCCUUCCCAUCACAGAGACUUGCAAGCUGAGAGGCUCCCCGUAGGCACUUGAGCAGGCAGGGGAGGGAGGGAGGGAGGGUUUCCUUUCCUCCAAAGGUGCGAGGCCCUGGCCCACUACACCAUCCCUGUGCUGGUUACCUCACAGCACUGCCCUCUCCCUGGCUUUUCCUGUAUACUUAUAACCAAUAUUUUGAGUCAUGGUUAUGUUUUGUUUUGCUUUGUUUUUGCAUGCAGAAAACAGAUCAUGACUAUUUAGAAAUUUUUUAAAAAGCUACUAAGCGAGUGGACUGACUUCAGCGGUUCUUUGCAAACAUCUGAGUGGAUCCUCCUUUUGACUUAGUCCUGUAAUGGCCACAUUUUGAAGUCAGUCAAGUCCUUUGGCCUUUGACAAAGUCUGGAAAUGGAAAUACAAUGAGUUCUGGAUUCUACGGUACAGAAGGCAAUCCUGAGGAGAAACUGGGCCUCCUGGGUGUGCUGAGAGACAGGACAGUGGAGUGGCUUCAAUUGAUGCAAAGGGGAUUUUAGUGUAAAAUUGGUGCAGCAUGAACUUGCAGAGCUCUCUUCCAUAACUUGGGUAGGUUGGCCCUACUGAAUUCUAGCAAUCGCCAAUUACACAUCUUCUGCUGGUACCCUCUCCCUAGUGGCAGCCACCAGACCCUCUAUAGGCACUGCUCUGUGCAGGCCCUGCCAUCAAUCCUGCUGGACUCUGGCUCCCUGUACCCAUUUCUGGUGGCAUGUUUUUGCCUUGCUCUUAGGACCUAGGCCCCUCCUUGUUUCUUCCUGGGCUCCACUCCCUCUCUCACUCCAUGGUAUCACCUAUAGUCUUCUCUUCUGAACUCCUGAACUGAGACCUUGCUCCUUCUGGAUCACUACCCCCUAUAUUUCCUCUUCUCUCACUCCCUCACUGCUAGUUAUUUAAAUUGCCUGCUCCUUUAGCCCUGUUCCAUGACCUCAGCUCUCUCUCUGUUUUCCCAGUCUUUCAGCCUUCUGCUGGGCUUCUUCCUCUCCCCGCCUGAACCCAUGGCCCAUCAUAUGCUGAAUUUUUUUUCAGCAUCCUGAACUUUCUCAUCCCUGUCAACUUUUGCUGAAACUAUUAACCAUUCUCCAUUUUUUUGCAUCAGCCUAUUUUCUGCUCCUUCUUACUGGGUUGCUAAGCAUGGCAAAUUCAUAUUUGACAGCCUCAGUUGGGCUCUCAGUAUUGACUGGUAUAUCUUUGACUUGUUAUUACUCUGUUUCCGUCCAUGCCCUUCAUCUUUGCUCUCAGCAAAUGACUGACGUCAUUGCCCACUUUACAGAAGAGAUGACGUAAAGCAAGAACUUCCCUGUGCACUUGCUCCUCUCCCUAUCCCAUCUGUCUAUGUCUAUAUCCCUCCUUAGCUCUUUUCCUCUGGCUUCUGUUUGGUGCUCUAUUUCUUGAUUCCUACUAUGUGUCCUCCAAGACUUUGCUCCAUCCUUAUCCCACUGCUCACACUUUCCGGGGUCUUCCACCUCCCUCUCCAUUGGUUUCCUCCAUGUAGUCUACAAGCAAGCAAAAUUCUCCCUGAGAUUAAAACAAAAUUUCUUAGAGUCUGUUGACCCUUAUACUUUUUCCUUGUCAGCCUAGUUCCUUUAAAAAAGACCCUUUUUCAUUGAUUCUUCUUAGUCACUCUUCAACUCUCUCUAUAUAGUUUUUCACAGGUCACCAGUGACCACCAAGUUGCCAAAUCAAAUGAAUACCUUUCAGUCCUCAACUGUCUUGAACUCUCUACAGCAUUUCACACCAUCCACUACUUCCUCUUUGAAAUAUCCUCCUUGCUUGGCUUUUAUGGCACCACAAGUCUCUGAAUUAUCCUCUUACCUUUCAGCCACGCAGACUGAGCCUUCCUGAAACCUUGACAGGGGGACAUCUUUAGCUUCCUGUGGUCUCUCCUCUUCAGGAGUUGGGUAGGUAGGACGAAGCGCAGCUGCCUCUGCUCACCUCCCUCAGUGUCUGCCCACUUUAUUUGAGCCCGUUUCUGUUCCUGGACUUAGUUAUCCUCAUGCCAAGCAUGUUUAUUAGCUCUGCUGGGAGGACAGCAUCUGUGAGGCCUUUCCUCUGACACUCCUAGCGCAGCGUGGAGACAGAGUUUAGCCAUGUUUGCUCAGAGGCCCCAUCUAAAUUAGCCCAAGAGCGUGGAUUGGGUCUUACCAAGAAGCAUUUUGGCAAACAGGAUUACCAGGCUGGUGGGCAGCUCAUCACAGUGAUCUCCAUACCAGUCAGAGCCAGCCACAGUUGAUGAGGAACUUGGGAUCAUGGCAAAACAUGUUUCCACGCAUGGUCCAGUCCUGCUAGUCAGGAGGAGAAUCCUGGCAGGGGCGGGGGUCCGCCACUGAUAACAUUCUGGUGAAGGGAGACGGGGAAGUGCUGUGAUUCAUCACUUCCUGGGGCUCUGCUGGGGUCAGCCUGGCCUGGUUUUAGCCUAGGCUUCCCCAGCCAUACUGAUCAUUACUGCCUGCUUGCUCCAGUUGUUCUAGAGCUGGAGGCAGAUGUUGGUUGUCUUCUUGGAGGUAGGGAGGUGUAGUGGAAAGAUACCUGAUUUGAGAGACUGAACACCUAAAUUUUGGCUCUGCCAAUUAUGAGCUGCCAAUUAUGACCUUGGGUAGCGUUUCCCCAUCUAUAAAGUGGGAGGGAGUGUUGAAAACAGUGAUCUCUCAGAGGCUCUCCAGCUUUAAAGAUGGUAAUGGUGAUUCGAACUGUAAAGCUCAGGCCACACAGGGAAUGACGGAAUACUGAGGGUAGGACACAGCUGGGGAGUCUUGGCCAAGGCAGAGCAAGUCAGGCCACACUGAGCGGCUUUGAGGAAAGUCUUCAGUAGCUGGUGCUGCUUCUUGAGCCAUAUGCCCAUUCCUCAAGCUGCACCCCUUCUUGGACAUCUAGGAUGAGCUCCUCCUAGGCCUUUUCUCGAAGUGGCACUUGGAUCUAAAGUGGUUGAGGGCAUGAAGGAGGAAUAUUUAAGGGGAAGAAUCACUUAUCUUAAAAGGACCUACACAUUCAAGAACAAAUUAAAAAAUAGCA